CAUGCAGCUUGGUGAUGGGGACACAGCUUUGCAUUUGUUAGCAAGAGAAAGCAAAAGUCAAGGCAAAAUUGGUCUGUUGCUUCGAAAUGGGGCAGACCCAAAUAUCUCAAACAGGAAAGGUGAAACUCCACUCCUCAUUGCCUGCUCAGAGAGCCAUGUCCCGCAGAAAUCUAAAAAGAGGCGAAAAGAAAAGGUAUUUAUUUUUGAAGGACUUGAAAAAAUACAUCAGGAUCAAAGGGUGAAAAUGAAACGGACAGUCGACGUUUCAAAGCAUCAUAAUGACACUGUUAAAGUACUCCUGGAGAAUAAGGCCAAUGGAGAUGUACGAGGCAGUGAUGGAUUUGCUUCUCUUCACAUUGCUGUACAAAAUUCAAACUAUGAACUUGUUUGUAUUCUGAUAAACGGGGGCUGUGACGCUAAUGUUACAGAUGGUAAUGGGAACACACCAUUGAACCUUUUACUGAAACUUGUGGCAGAAUGUCAGCAUGGGACAGCUUCGUAUUACAUACCACAUCAUAGAAGAGAUAUCCAGGUUUGGAAGUUUGUGGAGGUACUGUUAGAUAAGAAUGCUGAUCCUGAUAUUCAGAACAAUGAUGGGGAUGCUCCACUUCACCAUGCAGCUUCCAUGAAUUGUCAGCGGUCACUGGAGCUGCUUUUAAACGCUGGUGCCGAUGUUGAUGUAGAGGAUGCACAUAACAGAACACCUCUUCAUAGAUGUGCACAAUCUGGUCAUGCAAGGAUCGCCAGGAUUCUGAUGGUACACGGCAGUGACGUUAAUGCCAUGGAUGACAAUGGUGACACACCUCUCCAUGUGGCAGUGAGAAGAAAACAAUACAACCUGGUGAAGCUGCUUGUACAGAUGGGUGCUGAUCUGUCCAAGGAAAACACUGAUGGCUUCACUGCCCAUGGCGUGUGUGUGGAGCUUGAACAAUCAUGCAAUAGACCCUGGUGGGUAUAUAAAGGACAGAAACUGUUAAAUCUUCUACAUCCUGUCCAAGAGAUGGAGAGUCUCUAAAGAAGGGCUUUCAGUUGCAAAAAUACCUUCUUAUUACAUGUAUGGCAUUUCGAAGUUGCAUGAACAUGAAAACAUGACACCUUUUGGAGAUAACACCUUCCUUUAUUUGCUGUCAUAGAGCUACUUCUUGCUCUAGGUGAUGGCCGAGCAAGAAGGAACUCUGAAACAUUCUUGGUGAUUGAGCAAGAAGUAGCUCUGAAACAUUAUACCUGAUGAUUGAGCAAGAGGUAGCUCUGAAACGUUGUACCUGAUAAAGGAGCAAGAAGUAGCUCUGAAACGUUGUACCUGAUGAAGGAGCAAGAAGU
Molecule: messenger RNA, 1320 nt
Organism: Haliotis rubra (blacklip abalone)
Lineage: Eukaryota; Metazoa; Mollusca; Gastropoda; Lepetellida; Haliotidae
Product: ankyrin-1-like
Exons: 1
Coding region: 2-1015 (337 amino acids)
Cellular component (GO): nucleus; cytoplasm
Molecular function (GO): protein binding
Source: RefSeq, a predicted model, not a curated record